AUGGCUACAGUAGCGCGAUCACUCCGUCCGAUACUCUGUCAGCAGAGUCCCCUGCGCUUGCAAGCUAGGCAGAUCCCUCGAUUGGUAAUAGCCGCUAGAUGCAGGGGGGAGAUCGUUGCAAGAUCGUAUAGCUCAACGAGGGUAGUCAGAGCAGUCGUACAGGAUGGACCCGCUUUGACUCAGACGAAUCGAGCCGAAGUAACACUACGAAGGUUUUGGAAGACUGUCCACAUCAAACAAGAUGAAUCUGGAAGUUUUCAAGUGACCUUGGACCACCGAGCACUGAAGACUCCAGGAGGUGCCAAGUUGUCGAUACCGUCCGAAAGGAGGUUAUUGGCUUUGUUAAUUGCGAAUGAGUGGGAAAAUCAAGAUGAGGUUUUGAAACAGCAUACUCUGCCAGUGACAUCACUAGCAUCUAGAGCUAUAGAUGGGCUGGGAGAAGGUGUUAUAAGGGCUGGAGUGAUCGAUCAAAUGAUGAAAUAUCUCGAUACAGAUACAAUCCUGUUUACCAAUGAUACACCUACAUCUCUUGUACGAAUGCAGAAGGAACACUGGGAACCAUUGUAUUCAUGGUUGAAGGGGACAUACGGUGUGAAGCUAAAUCCAGCAGAAGGAUUCUCACCACCUCAACAAAGUGAAGAUGCCAGAAGCAAAUUGAGGACUGUACUAGAAGAAAUGGAUGGAUGGGAAUUGGCAGCGUUUGAGAGAGCUGCAUACGCCUCGAAAUCGUUCGUGAUAGCAUUGGCAUUGUGUAAAGGCCGUUUGACGGCGAAUCAAGCUGCUGAAGCUAGUCAUGUGGAAGUAAGAAGUCAGAUUGAACAAUGGGGAGAAGUCGAGGAUACACAUGACGUAGAUUAUCAGGAUAUCAGACGAGCACUGGGAAGUGUCGCUUGCUUAUUAGUCAAAGCUUAG
This is a messenger RNA of Kwoniella botswanensis, 912 nucleotides long. RefSeq lists its product as uncharacterized. Gene Ontology annotation, cellular component: mitochondrion. The coding region runs from base 1 to 912 and encodes 303 amino acids. Lineage: Eukaryota; Fungi; Basidiomycota; Tremellomycetes; Tremellales; Cryptococcaceae. The transcript has 5 exons. Gene Ontology annotation, biological process: mitochondrial proton-transporting ATP synthase complex assembly. The record is from RefSeq and is a predicted model, not a curated record.